AUAUGAUUGCUUAGAUGAGUUAACGAUCACCAAGCUUCGGCUGCAAAAAUAUUCUCGAACUUACUGCGCACUACCGUGUUGCAUUUAGUCGCAUAUCUGGUGCAAAAGUAUCAUCCACAAAUUCAUAAUUAGAAAUACAUUCCCAAAAUGUGGAAGUAUAAAGAACCUUCUAGUACCCAACAAGUACAUAUUAAUGAAUAUUUGAAGGCUAAGCUUGAAGACUUCCCCCAGAUAAACAAUAAAGUCCCUAAAAAUCUUGAGUUUGAUAAACCACACCAAUAUGACUUUGACCUCAGUACAAAAUCGAAAGGUACUGCUAACACUUUUACGGAGGUAGUACAAGAUACCAUUUCGUUGGAAUUAAGUCUUCCAUCCCAUAAGGUCUUUGUUGAAGAACAAUGGAAGUAUCUUAUACUGUUAAUGGUCUGUAACCGUUCUCGGCCAUUAAUGCUUAUGAACCUGGAUAUCUUUGCCUUUCUCCAAGCAUCUCGAGUACCAAGGAUGACAUUGGAUCGGAAGAGAAAACUUCAUGAGGCAACUAUGACUAAUAUUGCAAGGGAAAUGGUUUUCGACUUGGUAACUAAUAUAAGCCGGUUGUUUUUUGGACUGUCAUUGGAAAAGUCGGACGGCAUCGAUUUCAAAACCCUUCUUAACUAUAAAAUGACUACCUUGCACUGCUUGCCUGAUUUACCUGUCCUUGGAUUACCCAGAUUUGGUAGUAUCAUCGUUGGAGAAGUCAAAAAGCCAUCGAUUAAGCACUGGAUUAAACAGCUUCAUGAUUGCAACUAUAUGAUCUUCAUUAAUGUCAGCGAGAGAAAUGAUUCAAUAACUAAGAGUUUGGAAGGCUCUUUGAACCAACUCAUUGCUUAUCAAAUCAUGGCCAAAUGUAAAUUGGGAUACAUCUCAGACACAAUAGUGCAUAUCUUCACCACUAUCACAGAUAUCAAUGAUAAGGUGAUGAGCGUUAAAGUGGAUAUCACAAUAUCAAGCAGGAUAUACAAUGAAAAUCCUGAAAUGUAUCCUCCUGCUGCUCUAAUGCUUGCCAAAAUUGCUGAAAUUCAAAGAAUGAAGCCAAAGACGUAUUUGGAUUUCUACUUCGAUGAAACAAUGACUACUAGGAAUUUUCAAUGGUUCAAGAAGAGCUUAAAUCACUUGAAGCACACUUACAUCUACUAUGAUUUGAAAACAACAGAUGAAAUCCAAAGAGAACCUGGCUUAUACUCUCAAAUCUUCUGCAUACCCAACAAAUAUUUGGCCUCAACAUUCUUGCUGCUUGACAUACCAGGUGAAGAAAUCGUCGUUAAAGUUUUUGACCCUGGUUACUACUUUAUUUCGAAUUGGAGUUAUAAGUAUCAGUAUGAUGAUGCUCGUUACAAUAUUCAACAAUAUUUUGAGAAUGAUAUCGAACACUACCAAAAGCCGUAUUUUGCUGUCAACUACGAAAAUAUGUUUAUGGAUAAGGGAAAGUUUAUAUUCUCACACUACAACCCACCUACAGAGGAAAGUGAGGAAAGUGAUGACACGCCAGAAGUUGAAAGUUUCCAAUCUCAGCGGAUCAAAGAGUUUAUCGAGGUGUGGCGUAAGAAGGACCCUGAGUAUCUGUAUAUUAUUGCUAAAGAAAGUGUAAACCGUUUCGAAGAAGAAACUCAAAGAGAAAUCACACUUGAUAAUGAUGUCCAAAAUCCCAACAGUAUGAGGAAUAAAAGGUCAUCGUAAUUAUAAUUAAGUAUAGUUUACUAUUUCCCUGAAUAGUAGAUAAAAUAUUCACUUCUUUUGUGAACGGGGACAAUAAGGACUCUAGGACUGUUGUAUAGUAGUAGAAUAGGGGAAUAAGAAGAUGGAACCGAGAUCCACAUUAGACAGGCGCGUGAUUAAACAAGAAAGCAUUGUCCUGUGAAUCACUAAUCGUCUGACUUAGCGUUGGUGGACCCAUAGGCACUGUCAAAUUCUUCUUCCACAAUCUCGACCGGAACGGGUCUUUGCAAAGCCGUAAAUGGUUUUUUGGUGAUUUUGCAAUACACCCAAAUCGCACCCACUCGGGCGACAACACACACUAAUGCAAUUAAAAUCCCACCAAAUGGGGCAAUUACAAACGCCCCAAAGGCACCCCAGUCUUCAGCAUCAUAUAAUCCGUUCCAAAUCAAUAACAACUUCCCCCCUUCUUUGGCGGUUCCAUAAUAGACGGUUCCAAAGAUAAAAAUUGCAACCAAAGCUCCUAAUCCUCCAACCAUCACAUCCACUCCCGUCAAAAACCAAAAGAACCGGUCACUCAAACCUAAGAAUAUGAUUGGGAUGAUAGAGCUCGAAAUCAAGUCAGCAAUCAAAUAAAUCUGUAAGAUAUUAUCUGCCACUUUGACGGCCAACACCACAAUCGGUACAAUCAUUAUCACCACCAUUGCUCUAACCCAGAUGGUCUUAAGCCUGUUUCUAAAGAUAUCAUUGGAGAUGGUUGACACAAAGGCAGACUGCAAAGAGUCAAAAGUACAAGUGGAAAUGGUGAUGGUGAAGAUCAAAACAAACGCGAUGAUCCACCCAGGCAUCUUGGCAAGAAGAAUGAAAAAGGCCAUAGACCCGUUCUCAUCCCCCACCGUCAAAUCACCCGACCACACGGCCAAAAACCCUGGCACUCCUACCAAGGUACAAAUGACCAUCACUAUCACAGCCGAAACUGAUGUACCGAUAGCCAAACCUCUAUCGGACUUACUAGCAAAAGUUCUCAACCAAAACGAGUUCAAGAAGAAGGCAUUUGUACCAACAGCCACAAAAAAUACGUAGAUCAACUCCCAGCCUAACUUAUUGGCCUGAAGCAAGUGGGAAGGGCCUAUUUUGGAGGUGUCUAUGUCGAUAUAAGACCCCAUUCCUGCCGCACAUAUGAUUAUAAGCAACAACACCAAAGCCCCCUGAAAG
This is a messenger RNA of Yamadazyma tenuis ATCC 10573, 2907 nucleotides long. The record is from RefSeq and is a predicted model, not a curated record. Lineage: Eukaryota; Fungi; Ascomycota; Pichiomycetes; Serinales; Debaryomycetaceae.